This is a messenger RNA of Galeopterus variegatus (Sunda flying lemur), 1851 nucleotides long. RefSeq names its product zinc finger protein 709 (gene ZNF709). The record is from RefSeq and is a predicted model, not a curated record. The transcript has 5 exons. Gene Ontology annotation, biological process: negative regulation of transcription by RNA polymerase II. Gene Ontology annotation, molecular function: DNA-binding transcription repressor activity, RNA polymerase II-specific. Lineage: Eukaryota; Metazoa; Chordata; Mammalia; Dermoptera; Cynocephalidae.
AUGUUUUAGGAUUCAGUGGCCUUUGAGGAUGUGGCUGUGAACUUCACCAGGGAGGAGUGGGCUCUGCUGGAUCUUUCCCAGAAGAAACUCUAUAGAGAUGUGAUGCAAGAAACCUUCAGGAACCUGGCCUAUAUAGGGAAUAAAUGGAAAGACUGCAACAUAGAAGACUACAAAAACCAGGAGAGAAAUCUAAGUCAUGUGGUGGAGAGACUCUGUGAAAAUAAAGAAGGUAGUAAAUAUGGAAAAACAACCACCCAGAUUUCAAAGUUUAAUCUGUGUAAGAAAACUCCUACUGGAGCAAAACCAUGUGAAUGCACCAUGUGUGGGAAAGUCUGCACGUGUCAUUCACCCCUUAAGAGGCACAUCAGAGGACAAACUGGACACAAACAAUAUGAACAUCAGGAAUGUGGAAAGAAGGCAUAUAAAUGUAGGGAAUGUGGAAAAGUAUUUAGUUAUCACCGCUACUUGAGAAAUCAUGAAAGGGUUCACACUGGACAGAAAUUGUAUAAAUGUAAACUGUGUGGUAAAGCCUUCAGUUAUUCUCAGUCUUGUCAAAUACACGAGAGAAUUCACACUGGAGAAAAACCCUUUGAAUGUAAACAGUGUGAUAAAGCCUUCCGUUGUUCCAGUUAUCUUAAAAUACAUGAAAGAACUCAUACUGGAGAGAGACCCUAUGAAUGUAAACAAUGUGGUAAAACCUUCAGACGUCCCAUUGACGUUCGAACGCAUGAAAGAACUCACACUGGAGAGAGACCCUAUGCAUGUAAACAAUGUGGUAAAACCUUCAGACGUCCCAUUGAUGUUCAAACACAUGAAAGAACUCACACUGGAGAAAAACCCUAUGAAUGUAAACAGUGUGGUAAAUCUUUUGGUUAUUCUAGUUAUCUUCAAAUACAUGAAAGAACUCAUACUGGAGAGAAACCAUAUGAAUGUAAACAAUGUGGUAAAUCCUUCACCUUCCGUUGUUCCAGUUCUCUUAAAAUACAUGGACGAACUCAUACUGGAGAGAGACCCUAUGAAUGUAAACAAUGUGGUAAAACCUUCAGAUGUUCCAUUACUGUUCGAACACAUGAAAGAACUCACACUGGAGAGAAACCUUAUGAAUGUAAACAAUGUGGUAAAACCUUCAGACGUUCCUGUCAUGUUCGAACACAUGAAAGAACUCACACUGGAGAAAAACCCUAUGAAUGUAAGGAAUGUGAUAAAGCCUUCAGUUCUUCCUGUUAUCUUCAUAUACAUGAAAGAACUCAUACUGGAGAGAAACCAUAUGAAUGUAAACAAUGUGGUAAGUCCUUCAGUCUUUCCAGUUAUCUUCAAAUACAUGAAAGAACUCAUACUGGAGGGAAACCCUAUGAAUGUAAGAAAUGUGAUAAAUCCUUCAGUUCUUCCAGUUAUCUUCAAAUACACGAAAGAACUCAUACUGGAGAGAAACCCUAUGAGUGUAAGGAAUGUGAUAAAGCCUUCAGUUCUUCCCGUUAUCUUAAAGUACAUGAAAGAACUCAUAUUGUUAAGAAACCCUAUGAAUGUAAAAACUGUGAUAAAGCCUUCAGUUGUUCAAGUUAUCUUAAAAUACAUGAAAGAACUCAUACUGGAGAGAGACCCUAUGAAUGUAAAAAAUGUGGUAAAGCCUUCAGAUCUUCCAGUAAUCUUCUAACACAUGAAAGAACUCAUACUGGAGAGAAACCCUAUAAAUGUAAACAGUGUAGUAAAACUUUCAGACAUUCAAGUUCACUUCGAGUACAUGAAAGAAUUCAUACUGGGGAGAAACCCUAGGAGUGUGAAUGGUGUAGUAAGUCUUCAGAUGUUCCAGUUAUUUUCGAAGACUUGAAAGAACUCACACUAGAGAGAAAC